AUGAUGAUAGAUAGUCAAUCUACAGCGAUAGUAGUAGGACUCCCGUCGAUCAGUUAUGAACCUGAAGUUGAGGAAGAGGAAGCUUUUGUAACACCCGUGGCCCGCCACGAACCAUACCCCACUAGAAGACCGGUAGGUCGCCGCUCCAAAAGGUUGGAGGAUAAAAUAGAAGAGCAAUACAGGUCUAUCCUGCCCAGGCCAGAAGCCUCAGUUGAACUACCUGUAAACGUGGACCCAUUAGUAGCACAACCUGCAAUUGUGAAUCCACCACUACCAGUACCAGAAGCCCCAAUAAUUGAAUCAAAGGAUGAAAUCCUUUUACUAGGAAUGGACUGGUUUAAGCGAACACGUGCCCGUUUGCACGUUGAUGAAACCACCGAAAAUGAGGAACAUGGGACGUUUGACGAAUUCGAGUACAAAGACGAAAUGUUGAAUGAAGCUGAAGGAUAUUUCACCAGUGAAGUAUCGGAUAAUGAACUUUUUGAUAACCCAUGGAAGGAUCACCAUAGUCCUGCAGUAUACUUGUCACACAUGGAAGAAAUACCGACCAACGAACCUGACCUUGAUGAUGAGUCCUUAGAAGUGAGGUUGAAAAAAGCGCCCUAUUUGCAAUUUUUGGGUCACAUCGUUGGUCGAGAGGGCAUUCGCCCUGAUGAAGGUAAAGUUGAAAAAGUCCAGAAUUUCACUGUACCACAGUCCCUUCGUGAGUUGCGAGUUCGCCGCAAUUGCUCGCCCUCUUCACUUCUUGUUGCGCAAGAACAUCAA
Molecule: messenger RNA, 765 nt
Organism: Cetraspora pellucida
Lineage: Eukaryota; Fungi; Glomeromycota; Glomeromycetes; Diversisporales; Gigasporaceae
Source: the annotation of a GenBank genome assembly